AUGGAGAUCUUACAAGAGAAGUUCAGCAAGGAUCACCAUGAGGUGGAGUGGGACUCGAUGGCCUUGAUCAUGCACAUACUCAGUUUCAUGGACAGCGACCGCAAGGCUAGCGAGCUGGAGCCCAUUGUGGGGCUGGACGUCCCACCACCAGGUACCGAUGAGGCGCAUGACAAGGCAGGGACGGCGAAGAGGCGGAUGAGGAGGAAGCUGAAGGCACAGAGGAUGACGAGGCCGCGGGGAACGAGGAGGAAGAAGGCGAGGGGCAAGGAGAUGAAGAAAGGCGCUCCACCGAGCCGUAGUGGACGCCCGAGGGUGUGGUUCGGAGUGAGGAAGAGUAGAUGGGCGCCCUCCUUGCCCGUCUGUUCAUUAUUGCCUUGUUGUUUUCAAUUUCGAUCGUUGUAA
Messenger RNA from Linum trigynum, 402 nucleotides. Lineage: Eukaryota; Viridiplantae; Streptophyta; Magnoliopsida; Malpighiales; Linaceae. The record is from the annotation of a GenBank genome assembly.